Messenger RNA from Synchiropus splendidus (mandarinfish), 4795 nucleotides. RefSeq names its product phosphodiesterase 4C, cAMP-specific a (gene pde4ca). The transcript has 23 exons. The coding region runs from base 226 to 3156 and encodes 976 amino acids. The record is from RefSeq and is a predicted model, not a curated record. Gene Ontology annotation, biological process: signal transduction. Gene Ontology annotation, cellular component: perinuclear region of cytoplasm; cytosol; nucleus. Lineage: Eukaryota; Metazoa; Chordata; Actinopteri; Syngnathiformes; Callionymidae. Gene Ontology annotation, molecular function: 3',5'-cyclic-AMP phosphodiesterase activity; oxidoreductase activity, acting on a sulfur group of donors, disulfide as acceptor.
GGAAACGCAGCUUAUUUACAUCUGCAGCCGUUUGGGGUGAACAUUAGUGUUCGCAAUGUAUCCGAACCUGCUUAACAAUCCGUUUUCCAGAAGGACUUUGGGGUUUUUGCGGAAAAAAAUAUGAAAUUUUCAGGAACGGCUAACGAUGUAGCCCCGAUGCUAACUUCAAACCAGUUGUGAGUGACACCGUCAACCAACCCUUGGAAGCGUUCACUGCUGCUGAAGAUGAAAACCAUGUUUGCCCUCCUGCUUCUCGUCGCCGUCUGGCAUCACUGCAGCUGCGCAGUUCCGUGUAGCAUCCCUCCGUCUGAGAUGUGUUCGUCUUUGCAGUCGGCCACCAAGUGUGGGGUGGUGGAACAAUGUCGUGACAUUAACUUCACUCGCACUGCGGAACCUGUGCAGUUGGAACUUUGCUAUGAGAGUCUCUGUCCUGCUUGCCGAAGAUUUGUCACGCAAAAUCUCUACCCCACCUGGGUCUUGCUGAAAGAGAUCCUCACGGUGAACCUCAUCCCUUAUGGGAACGCUAAGGAGAAACUUGUUGGAGGCAGUUACCAGUUUACCUGCCAGCAUGGCCCUGGAGAGUGUCGGGGAAACGUCAUUGAGGCUUGCUUGCUCAACAUGACCGACCAAGCCUUCGAGAUCAUCAACUGCAUGGAGACGUCCCUGAAUGUCGUCAAUGCAGCACAGAGUUGCCUUGCUUUGUACAGUGCCAAUUUGAAGUGGCAAACCGUCUUGAACUGUGCCAACGGGGCCCAGGGCAACAUGCUGAUGCACCAGAACGCCCUGAGGACUCGUGCGGUCAAGCCCCCUAACACCUAUGUGCCCUGGAUUCUCAUCAACGGGGUGCACACCGAGACUCUGGAGACCGACGCGCUGACCUCUCUCUUCACUGUGGUCUGCAACGCAUAUAAGAGACAAUGGGACUCUUCACUGUCGGCCUGCAGCUUCAUCCCAGACAGAUACACGGUCAAGAGAGAGUUUUCGGGCUCCCUGCAGCUGCCCCGGCUCUCCUACAGACCCCCGGCUCUGAACGACCAUCAGGGGGUCUCAUUUUACAUCGCCGAAUCCCCCUUCGAUGUGGAGAAUGGACUGUCAGUGGGCCGCAGUCCUCUGGAUCCCCAGGCCAGUCCUGGUUCUGGUCUGGUGCUGCAGGCCAACUUCUCUCACAGCCAGCGGCGGGAGUCCUUCCUCUACCGCUCGGACUCAGACUUUGACCUCUCACCCAAAGGCCCGUCCAGAAACCCCUCCUCUGCAAGUGACCUGGAAGAAAGCUUGAAGCACUGGGAAGUCAACUGGUUGAAUCCUCGUCACACAGAAGACAUGAUUGUCACCCCGUUUGCGCAGGUCUUGGCCAGCCUGAGGACGGUCCGAAGCAACUUUGCUGUCAUAACGGGACAGCAAGACCGCCCGGCAAGCAAGACCCGCUCCUCGGGCAGUAAUCCUCCAUCGAUGUGCAAGCCCAGUCUCGCAGAGGAGCCUCACCAGCAGCUGGCCAUAGAGACUCUGGACGAACUCGACUGGUGUCUGGAGCAACUGGAGACCCUGAAGACUCGACACUCCGUCAGCGAAAUGGCCUCAAACAAGUUCAAGAGGAUGCUGAACCGAGAGCUCACCCAACUUUCAGAAACCAGCCGUUCAGGGAACCAAGUCUCCGAGUUCAUCUCCAGCACCUUCUUGGAGAAACAGCAUGACAUGGACAUCCUGUCUACACCAGCGAAGGAGAAGGACAAGAAAAAGCGGCCCAUGUCUCAAAUCAGCGGAGUCAAGAAGGCCACUCACAGUCCAAGUCUCGCACCCUCCACCAUCCCUCGCUUUGGAGUCACCGCCAGUCAGGAAGGUCUCCUCGCCAGGGAGUUAGAGGACAUAAACAGAUGGGGCAUCGACAUCUUUAAGAUCUCUGAAUAUUCUGGAAGCCGGCCGCUGACGGUCACCAUGUACACCAUCUUCCAGGAGCGUGACCUUCUCAAGUCUUUCAAGAUACCAGCCGACACCUUCAUCACCUUCAUGAUGACACUGGAGGAUCACUAUCAUGCUGACGUGGCUUAUCACAACAACAUCCAUGCAGCCGACGUGGUCCAGUCCACACACGUCCUGCUGUCCACGCCGGCGCUCGAGGCUGUGUUCACCGACCUGGAGAUCCUUGCUGCGCUGUUCGCCAGUGCCAUCCAUGACGUGGACCAUCCCGGUGUUUCCAAUCAGUUUCUCAUCAACACCAACUCAGAGCUGGCCCUGAUGUAUAAUGACUCGUCGGUGUUGGAGAAUCAUCACUUGGCCGUCGGCUUUAAGCUCCUGCAGGAGGACAACUGUGACAUCUUCCAAAACCUCAGCAAAAAACAGAGACAGUCACUGCGUAAAAUGGUGAUCGACAUGGUGCUAGCCACGGAUAUGUCCAAACACAUGAACCUGCUGGCGGAUCUGAAGACGAUGGUGGAGACCAAGAAAGUCACGAGUUUAGGAGUUCUUCUAUUGGACAACUACUCAGACCGCAUACAGGUCCUCCAGAACAUGGUUCACUGUGCGGACUUAAGUAACCCCACCAAGCCACUGGAGCUGUACCGGAAGUGGACGGACCGCAUCAUGGUGGAGUUCUUCACCCAAGGUGACCGCGAGAGAGACAAGGGCAUGGAGAUCAGUCCCAUGUGUGACAAGCACAACGCCUCCAUAGAGAAGAACCAGGUGGGCUUCAUUGACUACAUCGUCCAUCCCCUCUGGGAGACCUGGGCCGACCUUGUUCACCCAGAUGCACAAGAGAUCCUUGACACCCUGGAGGAUAACAGAGAGUGGUACCAGAGCAUGAUCCCUCACAGCCCAUCACCCAAUCUCAAAGACCAGGAGGAGGGCGGCCUUGCCGGGGAAGCAUCGGGACUCUCCACAGACAAGUUCCAGUUCGAGCUGACGUUGGAAGAGGAAGGAGAGUCGGACACAGAAAGUCCCCCCGCUGAGAGAUGUAGCACUAGUCCAGCAUCUGAACAUUCCAGAGUGGAUCCUGACAGUGGAUACGAUGCUUCGUCGGCACCGAUCCAUCUGCUGCCCAAAAUCGUCUCCGGUGAUGCCACCAGAACAUUUUCCUUAGACUCAGAUAAAAGAUUAGCGGGGGACGAAGAAGGAGACCAUGAAGGUGUUUCUGGUGCUACGCACUUGAGACUUGGCACAUAGCGUCCAUCAAUUCUUAUUUUUGGCCUUUACUUUUUUCAUUUAUUUCACUUAAUUUCUGUGCCUCAUACACUGUCACACCCUUCAUCUCCAAACACCGCCACCUAUGCCUCUGCAGACGCGGCGGUACAAGCCUCAGUGGAGGGUGUAGGUGUGGGAGGAGCUAAAAAAGUCUGCAAUGUUACACAGCACUUGUUGCACUGAAGAGGAAGGAGAGACUUUGAGAAACAUCCUGGUCGCAGAGAGAAGUUCCUGACCAGACCUUUGUGUUUGUCCUUCAAUGAGAUGCACCAAGGAUGUUCGGCAGAGACUCUCGAAGAACCCAUUACAUGUAUGACAAAGAACUGUCUUCCUCUUUCUAAGUUUCGUCUAAGAGUUAAAGAGAGCCCUUGGACCUAAGUUGACCUGUAUGACUGAGAACAUUCACAUAUGCACUUGUCAGGAGAGUGAAGGAAGCCCGGUGAGUCCGCUUUGCCAAAUCAGUCAGUGAUAAGAAUUGAGUUUUGUUUUAUUUGCUUAUUUAUUUUAGUCUCUGUAAACCAUCAAAUAUAAAAGUAGGACACCUGCAAAAAGAAAAUAUUGAUGUACAUGUAGCACCUCUUUACUAUUUUAUUCUAAUCUUAUUUUUUCUCCUGUUCUUCUUUAACUAUACAAUCGGAACCGCCGUAGUACCAACAGCCAGUGAUGCGCGUUGAGUACAUGUCGCCAUCUAGCGUUUGGAAAUGGAACUUGCACCGACGUUUUAUGCCCAAUUUAAGUGCUUUCGUACAAAAGAAAUAUCACCCAGCUUCCACGUAUGCUUUUGAUUAUUAUCUGUUUAGAUCUAGGUUUUGUUCCUUGAGGGUUCUUAUUUGGAUUUCUAAGGGCUUGAUGCGAAAUGUUAGCUCCUCUAAAGCUUCUCUUAUAAAACUGUAAAGCAGCCAGCAAAGACAUGAAUGAAACAUUAAAUGACAAAAAGCACUCUCCUAUCUGUCUGAAUGGCUAAAUGCUCUGUGAAACCGAAAUUGCUUGUGGACUAAUAAGGUCAGGGUCAUGCAAAUUUUCAGGAUCACUGUAGCUGUUAAAAGGAUUUCAAGAGACCGUUUCCUAUGACAGACAUGUUUCAUCCGUCACAGAUCAAUAGUUUUCUCUCCACAGGGACAUAAGUCGAUGACAAAACAAGUGCCAAGCAAGCAUGACACACCCUGUACUGUAAUUUCCAUUUUGCCACUGGCUACUUUCCAUCAGUGACUGACAAAGUUGGUUGAUUGUAGCACCCGCGUGCCAAUCUGACGUUUCUGUCUCUGUUCCUAGCAAUUUUAUAACUCCUGUUCAUACAGUAACUGAAAAUGUCUUAAAACGGUGGUUUGAGUUUGCGUGGGUGAUUUACUGUGUUGACUUUUUUUUUGCUAAAAACAAAAAAAAAAAAACCAAAGCACUUUGUAUGGUACUUUUAUAGUUCUGCACUUCCAGUACAGUUAAAACAUGUUUAAUGUGACUGUUUUGCUGUUUUUCUGUUGAAUAAUGGCCUGGAUGUGAAGUCGAAUUCCCCGGCCUGGAAUUCUGCAGGUCUUUGAGGUUGGAGCUGAUUUUUUUUUUCUAAAUAAGUGACUGUAAAUAUAAGUGAUGAGGUUUUGUGAUGCAUGACUUUAGCGGCAAGAUU